AUGGCAACCUUGACGACUAUGGCGACUACGGCAACCAUGGCAACUACAGAAGCCAGCCAGCCCCUCGAAGCCCAAGCCAGAACGGCCCUGACCAAAGCAACAAGCUACGCCUGGGAGAUCAUCUCCAACCGCCACUGGUGCGGCGAGCUCGAGUCUAACGUGACCGUGACCUGCGAGCACAUCUUCUUUCUUUACGUUCUCUACCAACACAUCGACCCCGACGAAGGUAGCCAAUACCGCCAAUGGCUGCUCUCGCAGCAAAACGCCGACGGCUCUUGGGGCAUCGCACCCAACUACCCCGGCGACGUCUCCACAAGCGCAGAGGCAUACCUAGCCCUGAGAAUCAUAGGAAUGUCCCCGGACAGCCCUGAGCUGUUCCAAGCGCGAACCUUCAUCCGGGCCGCCGGCGGGCUCUCCAAGAUGCGCAUGUUCACCCGCAUCUUCUUCGCGGAGUUCGGUCUCGUCCCUUGGACUGCCAUACCCCAGCUGCCCGCAGAGUUUAUUCUUGUCCCCGCUCACUUCCCCAUCAGCAUCUACCGCCUUGCCUCGUGGGCGCGCAGCAACGUCGUCCCGCUGCUUAUAAUCGCCCACCACAGACCCCUCUACCCGCUCCCCAACGGGCUACACAAGCAAAACCCAUUCCUGGAUGAGCUCUGGCUCGACCCGGCCACAAAGCCCCUCCCCUACGGCUCCUUAGACCCCACUGACCCCCUCUCCUUUGUCUUUACCAUCCUCGACAAAGCCCUCUCUUACCUCGGCGGCCUCCGCCGCUGCCCCACAAGAGGUUAUGCGCGCCGUCGCUGUAUACAGUGGAUCCUACAGCACCAGGAGAAAGCCGGCGACUGGGCAGGUAUCAUCCCGCCCAUGCACGCUGGCAUCAAGGCCCUUUGGCUCGAAGGGUACAAGUUACACGAUGAGCCGAUCCAGCUUGGUCUAGCGGCCAUCGAACGCUUCACCUGGACAGACAACCGUGGCAAGCGCCUCCAAUGCUGCAUCUCCCCCGUCUGGGACACGGUACUCAUGAUCCGCGCAUUGCAAGAUACUCCCGCCUCCCUGGGCAUAAAAUCGGACCCCCGCAUCGCCGACGCCCUGGCCUGGACGGCCGAGAACCAGCACCGCGGCCCCGAGGGCGACUGGCGUGUUUACCAGCCCAACAUCCCCGUCGGUGGGUGGGCGUUCGAAUACUCUAACACGUGGUACCCGGAUAUCGAUGAUACGGCGGCGGCGGUUCUAGCAUUUUUGACGCAUGACCCGGCCACCGCGCGGUCGAGGCUCGUGCGCGAUGCGGUGUUGUGGAUUGUAGGCAUGCAGAAUGCCGAUGGCGGGUGGGCGGCGUUCGACCAUGAGAAUAACCGGCUGUUUCUGAACAAGAUCCCGUUCAGCGAUAUGGAAAGUCUUUGUGAUCCGAGUACGCCGGAUGUGACGGGGCGGACGAUUGAGUGUUUGGGAAUGUUGCGCGAUUUGCUUAUGCUUCCGGCCGAGAAGGCCGGGAAGAAGGGGGAGAAAUACGGAUAUCCAGAUGGCGAGAGGGAUGCAGCAGCGGAUUCACACCUCCUCAAAAUCAUCAACACCGCCUGCGCCCGCGCAAUCCCCUACCUCAUCCGCACCCAGGAAGCCACGGGCGCCUGGUACGGCCGGUGGGCGGUAAACUAUGUCUAUGGCACAUGCCUCGUUCUCUGCGGGCUGCAGUAUUUCAAGCACGACCCGACGUUCGCGCCGGAAAUAGACACCAUGGCGACUCGUGCCGUGAAGUGGCUAAGGCAGAUCCAAAACUCCGACGGCGGGUGGGGUGAAUCCGUCCUCUCGUACCGCGAGCCCUGGCGGGCCGGGUGUGGGCCUUCCACGCCCUCGCAGACGGCAUGGGCGCUUAUGGGUCUCUUGACAGUUUGCGGGGGCGAGGAUCGGUCGGUGCAGCGCGGGGUGAGGCAUCUGGUGGAUACGCAGGAUGAUAUUUUGAGUAAGGGUGAAGGUGGGGCGGCGGCGUGGACAGAGCGCGAGUUCACGAGCACGGGGUUCCCGAACCAUUUCUACAUCUCCUAUACGCUGUAUCGGGUUUAUUUUCCUAUUACAGCAUUGGGGAGGUAUCUUUCUUUGGUUGAAGGCGGCAAGAAGGAGAACGGUGGGGGCGCUUAA
Aspergillus clavatus NRRL 1 is the source of this 2133-nucleotide messenger RNA. Its product is annotated as squalene hopane cyclase afumA. The transcript has a single exon. Gene Ontology annotation, cellular component: lipid droplet. The record is from RefSeq and is a predicted model, not a curated record. Gene Ontology annotation, molecular function: intramolecular transferase activity. NCBI's taxonomy places the organism in Eukaryota, Fungi, Ascomycota, Eurotiomycetes, Eurotiales, Aspergillaceae. Gene Ontology annotation, biological process: triterpenoid biosynthetic process. The coding region runs from base 1 to 2133 and encodes 710 amino acids.